UGCAAGUCCACACGACUGCUUUCUGUGGAGUGUUUACUAGAGCACUUUAUUGAUUUACUAGCCAUUGGUGCUCCAAAUGUUCGCUCUCUCUCUCGAGGUUUAUUUGGUCGAAUGAGGAGUCCAAACCUCAUGCGUCAUUAACAAUAAAUGGCGAAAAAUUGUAGCGGAGCACGCACCGGAACGCUCUCUUGGGAUGGUGAUUGUUUGGAGUCCGAAGGAAUAUGUGAUGAAUACAUCUUACGUCAGAGAUCUGUGGGAAGUCAUCUUUCCAAACCAACACCUUAUUCUACACCGACCCAUAAACUAACGGGACCGGGCAGUUUUAUCAGAGCUGUGUAUUUAAAGCGCAAAGUGGGAGUGAGGCAAACUGACUGAGCAUCAGGACUCCACAGCAAAGACCUGGACCCCAGCUCUGAGUGCAGACAUGACAGACACAAGCUUGCGUAUCAGUGGGGGAGCUGUCAGAUUUGGAGCCACCUAUGGAGGCAACCAUCUGUUCUCCGGAGCUAGGGGCAGUGGAGGUGUGAGCAUGUCACUGUCCCGCUCGCUUGGCAUUGGAAGGGGAGCUGGAGUUGGCCUGGGAGGAGGCCUGGGCACUGGUUUUGGGACUGGAGCUGGUGCAGGAGCAGGGCUAGGCAUUGGUCUUGGAGGAGGUCUUGGCUUGGGUGCAGGAGGAGCCAGAGCAGCAGGGCUUAGGGCUGGCAUAGCCCCACUGAGAGCCCGUCUUGGGGGCAGAGUCUUCAAAAUUGGAGGCUAUGGUUUCAACCCAUCCUUCAUCAGUUCUACCACCACAGUGGAUGCACGCGUUAGUCCAGUGCCCAGCAUCGAUCCAACUCUCCCCUCCCCAGACACAGUGCAGGUCACACGCAUGAAGGAGAAGGAGGAGCUGCAGGCCCUCAAUGACAAAUUUGCAACUUUCAUCGAUAAGGCCCGGUCUCUAGAGCAGCACAACGCAGUACUUAAAGCCAAGAUUUCCAUGUUUACCAACCCAGAGCAGGGCAGACCUGCAAGCUCUUCCAUCCUUCUCACCUCUGCCAUCGGAACAUAUAAAUCCCAUAUUGACAGUCUCACAGCUACUAAAGAGGCCAUCAUUGCUGAGAUAGACCACUAUAAAGGCAUUAUUGAUGAUGUGCAGGCCAGGUAUGAAGAGGAAAUGGCUCAAACCAAAACUCUGGAAAUGGAUUGGACUACACUGAAAGAGGAUGUGGACAGUCUCUACCUUGCCAUCUUUGAAUUUCAAACCAGCAUUGCCGGAUUGGAAGAUCAAAUUGCUCUGUCCAAGCAGGUGUAUGAUGCUAAAGUGAAAGAGGUGAGAACCAUUGUGACUGGUGGAAUGAAGUCAGCAGUCUCCAUUUCCGUAGAUAAUGCAGCCCAGGCACUGGAUCUGACCACAGAGCUAACUGAAGUCAAAGCUCACUAUGAAAUCCUGGCUCAGCGCAGCAAAAAGGACGCCCUCCUCUCAGUGCAAGACAGUCUCUCCAUGAUGUCUGUAUCCACUCAACCCAGUUCUCAGACACUCACGGCAGCCAAGGAGGAGUUGAGAGUUUACAAACUACAGACUGACUCUGUGCAGAGGGAGAUUGAGAGGCUCAAAUCUUUGAACUUGCAAAUGGAGUCUCAGGUGGAUGAGGCAGAGUGCCACUCCAACUGUCACACAGAGACAUACCAGGAACAAGUUCUCACCCUCAAGUCUCAGCUUGAUGAUAUCAGGAAGCAAAUUACUCAUUAUGGUCAAGAAUAUCAGGAACUUCUUGCCAGCAAAAUGUCCCUGGAUGUUGAAAUCACAGCUUAUAAGAAACUCCUGGACAGUGAGGAGAACAGGUUGAAAUCUGGAGGUGGUGUCACCGUGCACAUGUCGAAGACUGCAGUAGGAGGAGGUGCAAGUGGAGGAGGUCUAGGCCUGUCUGCAGGAGGUGCAGGUCUGGGUGGAGGUGCAGGUCUCAGUCUUGGAGGUGGAUUUGGCCUGGUUGGAGGCUUAGGAGAAGGUCUUGGAGGAGUUUUAGGACUGGGACUUGGUGGAGGACUUGGCUUUGGUGCAGGAAGAAGUCCUCCAGCCUGAGCAGCAGUGCUUUGUCUUCUGCUGUUUACUGAAGAUCCACAUUCUGAGUGUCAACGAAUGGGGCAGUGAGGAAGCCAACCACCCCGCUGCAUUGAAAACACCUCCCAUGAGCUCACAGACUUUGACCUCACCCUCACUUCUAUAGAACUGAGGGAAGAAUGAUUUGACCCCAUCUGUAUUCUCUGUGUUCUAUUGUAUUGUCUAAUGAGGCCCCACAUUCUCUCUUCUCAAAUUCUGAGUAAAUGUGAACAUCAGAAGAAUCACAAAAUUGCUCAUUGUUUUUGCAAGGUUUGUUUAUGCAUCACUUCCUUCCAUAAUAAAAAUAAUUCCAACCUGGU
Myxocyprinus asiaticus (Chinese sucker) is the source of this 2397-nucleotide messenger RNA. Its product is annotated as thread biopolymer filament subunit alpha-like. Lineage: Eukaryota; Metazoa; Chordata; Actinopteri; Cypriniformes; Catostomidae. The transcript has 11 exons. The coding region runs from base 425 to 2059 and encodes 544 amino acids. The record is from RefSeq and is a predicted model, not a curated record.